AUGAGUGGUAAUGCCAACGAUGGUAUUCUGGGUCUCGCCUAUCCAAACUUGGCAGAAGCCGGUGAGAAACCACUUUUCUACAGCAUGUGGUCUGAAGGACUCAUUCCAGAGGCCAUUUUUUCCUUCUAUUUAAAUCCUGAUACAAACGCCGAAUCCGGUGGCGAACUCACGCUCGGUGGUGCAGACCCAAGCAAAUACACUGGUUCUAUUACUUAUAUUUCUGUUGCAGUAGAAGGAUAUUGGGAUAUAAGCGUCGGAUCAACUAUUGUAAGUUCAUCACCGUAUGCUGUUGUUGAUACAGGUACGACAUUCAUCAUCGGGCCUAAAACUGAAGUUACUGCAUUGAAUGCUGCUCUGGGUGGUACCUACGAUGCACUUAGUACAAUGUAUACGAUCGAUUGUCAAACUCGUUCACUAUCUUCAUUUCCCAAUGUUACCUUCACAAUGAACGAUAGAGUAUUUACAUUAACACCACUCCAAUAUCUGCUGAUUCUUGGUAAUCAGUCGAAUGGUUACGUUUGCUUUAGCGUCUUCACUCCAGAUUAUUCGACAGAUUCCAGUGGUAGUUCUAUCUGGAUCUUAGGAGAUUUCUUUCUCUAUCGUUAUUAUUCAGUUUUCGAUAUAGUAAACAAUCGAGUAGGCUUCGCUACGUCGAUAUCGUACGAUUGGAUACAAAAUAUUGAUUCUUCUUUGUUUCCAACACCAUCUACAACAACAAGAACGACAAAGCCCACGAUGAAAACAACUCUAUCGAGCAUAGCUAUAACAACAACAACAACAACAAAAACGAAAAUAACAACGAUGACAACAACAGCAGCAAUCAUUACGGCACAAGCAACGUCUGAGACAUCUAUGCAAGGAAAUGCUACUGAUUAUAGACUAUCACUGCAUUUUUGCUUUUUUAUUUUAAUGAUGAUGGUAGCUGCCCGUCAUGUGGAUAGUUAUUGA
Molecule: messenger RNA, 948 nt
Organism: Rotaria sp. Silwood2
Lineage: Eukaryota; Metazoa; Rotifera; Eurotatoria; Philodinida; Philodinidae
Source: the annotation of a GenBank genome assembly